This is a messenger RNA of Ichthyophthirius multifiliis, 597 nucleotides long. Its product is annotated as mitochondrial import inner membrane translocase subunit tim17, putative. The transcript is spliced from 3 exons. NCBI's taxonomy places the organism in Eukaryota, Ciliophora, Oligohymenophorea, Hymenostomatida. Gene Ontology annotation, molecular function: transmembrane protein transporter activity. Gene Ontology annotation, biological process: protein import into mitochondrial matrix. The record is from RefSeq and is a predicted model, not a curated record. Gene Ontology annotation, cellular component: TIM23 mitochondrial import inner membrane translocase complex; mitochondrial inner membrane.
AUGAUCGGAGAUUUACCAUGCCCAUAUAGAGUUGUAGAUGAUAUAGGAGGAGCAUAUGCAAUGGGUUGUGUAGCUGGAUGUGUUAUAUAUUUCUUAAAAGGAAUGUAUUAUGCACCUUCUUCAGAACGUUUUAGUUAAGGAUUUGAUUUAUUAAGAAAAAGAGCACCUAUAUUAGGAGGUUUAAAUUAAAAAAAUAAAUAAAAUACUCAUACUAAAAAAUAUUAAAAAGGAAACUUCGCUAUUUGGGGAGGAUUAUAUACAAGUACAGAAUGUAUUUUAAUAUAUAUUAGAUAAGUUGAAGAUUUUUGGAAUAGAAUCGCAGGAGGAUUUAUUACAGGAGCAACAUUAGCUAUUAGAGGUGGUUAUAAAACUUCUUUAUAAUAAGGAAUUUUCGGAGGGCUUUUUUUGGGAAGUUUUUCUCUAGUUGAAAUCGCAAUGAUGAAAAUGUAAAAAAAAUAAGAAUAAGAACAUUGGUAAUAAAUGUAUGAAGAAUAGAUUAAAAUUUAAACUGAACAUUUAAAAUAAACUAGACCAGGCAUAUAUUUUAUUUAUUUAAUUUAAUAUUUUUUUAUUUUUAUUUUUAGAUAUUUAUGCUGA